Messenger RNA from Aspergillus pseudonomiae, 1102 nucleotides. RefSeq names its product Ldh family oxidoreductase. The record is from RefSeq and is a predicted model, not a curated record. Gene Ontology annotation, molecular function: oxidoreductase activity. Bases 153 to 1040 code for a protein of 295 amino acids. NCBI's taxonomy places the organism in Eukaryota, Fungi, Ascomycota, Eurotiomycetes, Eurotiales, Aspergillaceae. The transcript has a single exon.
AUAUCACCGCCGGGGACGCAGAGUCAUUCACCACAAAAGUCCUCACAGCAAACGGCGUGCCCCUCGAAAAUGCCACAAUAAUCAGCAAAUGCCUCGUGCAAGCCGACCUCCGGGGCGUAGACACGCACGGCAUAAACCGGAUCCCAUCAUACAUGGAGCGUAUCCAGCAGGGCGUGCUGGAUGCUAAGGCCCACCCGUCCCUGAAGCAGAUCACACCUGUCGUCGCACAAGUAGACGGACAGAAUGGGUUUGGGUUCGUGGCCGCGCACAUGGGGAUGGCGCGGGCGAUUGAGAUGGCGCGCGAGUACGGCAUCGGGUUCGUGUCUGUCAAGCACUCGAAUCAUUUCGGCAUGUCGGCGUGGAUAGUGCAGCAGGCGUUGGAUGCGGGGAUGAUGAGUCUUGUGUUUACGAAUUCGUCGCCUGCGUUGCCGGUUUGGGGCGGUCGGGAGAAGUUGAUGGGGGUUUCGCCUUUGGCGUGUGGGGCGCCGGCUGGGAAGGAGAAGCCGUUUAUUUUGGACAUGGCGCCUUCGAUUGCGGCACGCGGCAAGAUUUACAAGGCUGCCCGACGUGGGGAGAAGAUCCCCGCUGACUGGGCGUUGGAUGGGGAGGGCAGGCAGACCGAGGAUCCGAAUCGGGCAUUGGAGGGCGUUAUGCUGCCUAUGGGGGGUCCCAAGGGGUCGGCGUUGGCGGUUAUGAUGGAUGUGUUUUCUGGGGUUUUGUCCGGGUCGGCGUUUGCCGGGCAUGUUACGGGCCCUUAUGAUCCGUCGAAGCCCGCGGAUGUGGGCCAUUUCUUGGUGGCUAUUAAGCCAGAUUUGUUUAUGGGGUUGGAUGACUUCAAGGAGCGUAUGGAUUAUCUUUAUCAGAGGGUGGUUGGAUCUGAGAAGAUGGCUGGUGUGGACCGGAUCUACUAUCCUGGGGAGAUUGAACAGAUUACGCGCGAGGAAAGAGUGAAGACGGGGAUUCCUUUCGUUCAGGCUGAAAUUGAUGCUUUGAACAAGGAGGCGGAUAAGGUCGGGUUGGAGCAUCUUGUCGUAUCAUAGUUUGCUUGCGCUUAUAUUGCAAGAGCUUUUAUGUCUGUAGCAUCAUCACUGGUUAUGUUUAG